CAAAACGGAAGGAAUAUUUACAAUUGGCGCCGAAUAGAAGUAAAAUGUUGAUUGGGUCGCGGGAGAUUAAUUAAUAUUAAAUUUUUAAAAAUAAAAGUUUAUUCCGAAAUUUUAAAAUGGCGUCGCGCAAAGACCAUGCUAAAAUGUUAAAACAAUCUGUAGGAUCCUACAAAAAACACGUAACUAUUCGCAAUUUUGAGGUUAAAGUCUCUCGCAUAAAUUAAUCAUCCAUUCUCGAACAAAGGAACAAGUAACAGCCCAGCCAAAUGUUUUCAUGGCUAUCUUUUUGGCUGCACUAUCAUCGUUAAAACUGGAAUUAAGAUCGGACAUAUAAAACUUAAUUAACGAAUUUGAUAACCCAGAGGAAACAGUCACAAAGUCAAACCAAGAAUUUCAAAAGUGCAUUAAUAAAAACGACACAGUAGAGAAAGGCGAAUUAAAAACGUCAGUAUUAUACAGAGCUCAGCUAUUCAAGAUGGGGAACCACUAGUAAGUAAUAAUAAUUAAAGUACUAUGGAAACUAAACAUGGAGAGGUUCCUAAAAAUGUACAAAGUAUUGAAAACAUUGUAGUUGAUGAUAAUGAACAUUUGGAUGAAAGUCCUACUGAUGAAGAAAUAAAGGAUUGUGGCGCAACUGUUAUUUCAGAAGGAUCCAUGGCCGAAAUAGUCAAUGAUAGUGAGCCAUCCGGAGCUGAGAAAGAGAAGAACAUUUAUGAAGGAAAAGAAACAUUAAUUGAAAAGGAAUUAUUGAAGGAAGAUGAGUUUAGGUCUGAUUACAUCAACCCUAAUUUGCCAGUAGUAGAUGAGACUGAUGUUGACAUAAGUGAAGCAAAUAAAGGAAAAACUUUAACCGACAUCACAACUAAUGAUAAACAUUCAAAACCUAAGGACAAUGGUAUAUACAUCAGUGAUUCAGAAGAAAUUAAAGCUGAUAAGGGACCUUACCGAAUAAAACAAAAACUUGGCGCUAUAGACCCAGGUUUAGGAUUAUGAUAAAAUAAUAUUUUGGAAAUUUAUGGUUACAAACACAAGCAUCGUCAUAUGGAUAUAAAAUAAAAAAUUAAUAAAUAGAUAAAUAAUAUUAAUAAACAAACUGGUUUAAUAAUGAAUAAUAGGAAUUACUCGUAAUUUUUUUUUCUAUGGUAGAUAUAAUCUAUUUUCUUUGUUAAAUUUUGUACACAUUUAAGCCCAUGCUGCGCCUCAACACCAGCCGACAUUGUCAGGUAUUGGGAGUGACAUUACCCAGCCGGCACCCCCGACGGUUAAUGGUUUUUCCAACAUGAUAUCAAGUAAUCUUUACAAUCUGAUCCACCCCCUUUUCACCUUUCUCUAAUAAUUUAACUAUAGGCACCUUGUCAAUUGGCAUAGCACUGACUGAUAACCGAAACUCAUCUGUACCUCGUUCAAAAGUUUUCAUUCCAGGAUAUACAAUGUACAGAACAGUACACGGUGGAACAGCUAUACUGAUCAAAGCAUCACUCAAACAUUACUCGGUAAACCUACCCAUAACACCAAACAUACAGGCAACAGGUAGACAGAACAGCUAUGCACAUACUUCCUGAUCUUUCCUUUCACAUAGAUUUUCCCCAUUCGUCAGGUCUCUGUAAUUUCGUCUAUUUGACCAGCUCUAACAGGAAUGCCUCAAGCUUUUAUAAUCGCACCUUUGCUAUACAUUAUAUACACACACGAUAUACCAGACAGUCCCAACAUUCUAACUCUAACAUUCUAAGCGACAUUGGCAGACGGCACUGCAAUAAUAACAAUACCCUAUGCAGGCCUCACUAAUGCUAUAACAUCAAUUAAAUAAACUAAAAGAUUGGUGCAGGUUGUGGAAAAUAUGAUUACAAUAUGACAAAUGCCAACACAUCACAUUUACUUUAAGAUGUGAAACUUGUUCUCCCGCAUACUUCAAUAAUACAUCAUUUCCAUAAACAGACAAGGUCAAUGCCCUAGGGCUUACAUUUGAUAGAAGAUUGACUUAGGACCUACACAUUAAUAAAAAACUUAAGACGUUAAAUCAACGAAGUAAACUAUUAUACUUAUCACUCACACCCCAAUAAAAAUUAAAGCUAAAACAGAAACUUGCUAUCUAGACAUACUUACUAAAGCAAAUUUGGUCUUACACAUCUCAAAUUUUCAGUUCUCCCAAAAAGACAAAGACCAUCCCAAUCCAACAUAAUUAGACUCAUUACACAAGCAUUUUGAUACGUUUUCAACACUUUACACGCUGGCCUAAGAAUGACAAAAGUCAGCGAAUACAUACUGACUCACUUCAAAAGAUUUCAUGACAAUUUACAGAGACAUGGCAGUCAUUUAAUAGUAAGAAUGGCCACUACCAGUAUGUCUGAAAAGAUCGUGGAUGAGAGACCUGUAAUUUUUUUAUUGUCUAAAAUAAUGGCGUGGAAUUCAUAUAUCUGGUUAUUUUUCUUCUUCAUGCCUGACAUGCCAUUAUUAUAUUGUACUAAUGAUUUGACAAGAUAUCUACUGAUUGUAUAUUUUGUAUUAGACAGGGCUGGGUGAAUAAAUAAAGUUAUAAAAAAAUAUAUCAAUUUUUUUUUAAUCUUGUUUAUGACCACACUCCUCUUGUGACCUCAUGACGUCUGAAGCAAUCGGUGCUUCAUUUUUACUGCAGCUCUGCUUCUGCCGACCUCUUUGGGCAAUCGGUCGUCCAAGUUAGAUACUAAAUAUCGAGCCGGGUUUUUUGAAACAGAGACAAAUAUAAAAAAGAAAGAUUGAUAGAAAAUUGUAGUUUAGUCGCUAACAUACAAAAUGUGCAAUUUUCACCUAGUGGCAUAACAAUUGUCUAGACCCUCGCUGCAUUAUAUUAUUUGUGCUGGAGUUGCAACUCUAAGUUUUUAUUAAUUGGUAAGCAUAAUUUUAUUUUUUGUAUUUUUCGUUUAUAAAAAUUAACUUUUUUCUUUAUUCUGUAAUUAAUUUUUCUGCAUCUGCUUUUCUCAUUUUUGUAUAACGUUACUUUUCUUUUGUAUAUUUGUUAAAUUUUAUUACUCAUAGCUUUUGUAUUUUUUCUCCCCAAAAUUAAAGUGUAUAUUUCUAUUGUUAAUGAUGCAUUUAUUUAAUGAACCUACCAGAAUUCCUUAAAACCAUGCUAAUAAAGAUCUCUAUUUGAUUAACAAUGUCUGCCACUUCACGAAACUGAUGCUUUAAAUACUUCUUUCUAGGGUUUUUAGAUCUGAGUGGUCUUCUUGGUAUUGGAGCUCUUCUUUGAGUUUCUAGGUUCCAUUAGUAAAUAAAAUAUUAAAUAUGUGUAAGAACUAUGGUAAAUCCUUUUUACAUACUAACUGAGGUAACCAAUCGUCUGACAGAAUGAAGAUCCCUACGGUUGUCAUUAAUGUGGUCCUCAAUGCCUGGAAUGCUAAGCAGGUAACAUGAAUAGUUGCUCUACAGUUUCUGAGACACCACAAAUUGGAGAUAGAGAAUCUUCAUCGUUGCCAAGACUAUACAGUUUGAUUUGAAAUCCUCCAUGCCAAAUGAGAAAUUGUGAAAUACUAUCAUCC
Molecule: messenger RNA, 3515 nt
Organism: Nezara viridula (southern green stink bug)
Lineage: Eukaryota; Metazoa; Arthropoda; Insecta; Hemiptera; Pentatomidae
Source: the annotation of a GenBank genome assembly